CAAUAUUAUAAGUUACCGCUAAUUUUAAAAUGGCGGGUAUACCUGAUAAGUCAUGGCAACCUCCGUUUGUUGUGUUGGAAACCACAAUGGGAGUGAUGACCAUAGAACUGUAUUGGAAUGAGGCUCCCAACACUUGCCGCAACUUUGCAGAACUAACCAGACGUGGAUACUACAUUGAUGUUAAGUUUCAUCGAAUAAUUCCAAACUUUAUGAUUCAAGGAGGGGACCCAACUGGCACUGGCCGAGGCGGGGCGUCUAUCUAUGGAAAAACAUUUGAUGAUGAAAUUCAUCCAGAUCUUCGCCACACAGGUGCAGGGAUCCUGUCAAUGGCUAAUGCAGGCCCAAACACUAAUGGUAGUCAGUUUUUCAUCACCUUGGCACCAACACAGUGGCUGGAUGGUAAACAUACUAUUUUUGGACGCAUUUACAGUGGGAUGCAAGUGGUCCAAAGGAUAGGAAAAGUUGCCACAGACAACAGUGAUAGACCUAUAGAAGAUGUGAAAAUUACCAAGAGUUAUAUAAAAAUGAAGUAAACACUUUUGAAAUAAAAUUACUUUUAUUGCAUAGAAGAGGUGAAAUGACUAUGGACUUAGAUAUCAAGCUUGAAAUAUACAAAUAAAACCCACUGACAUUGGUCAUUAUUUGAAGAUGGCUUUUCCUAUUUAGUCUUCUGUCAAUCAGGAAUGACAACUUAUUAUGAAAUCAUUGAUUUUCAUGUGUUUUUAUGUUGAAAAUAUCAUUCAAAGGUUGAUGCAGAUAUCUUGAAGAAAAGAAAAAUUGUUGUAUGUAAAAGGAUGAGAUGUGUCCAAAUAAACUAAUGAUUGAUUAAAAUAAAUAGCCUUUCCAUAAUAAUAAAGUACAUUGUAAUUAUAACUAUACACUUUUGCAGGCUCUGUUACAUGCUUGGUUCGGUGGGUACAGUCUUGUGAGUUACAUUGUUAUUACAUGCUUGGUUCGGUGGGUACAGUCUUGUGAGUUACAUUGUGGAACCAGUAUGA
Molecule: messenger RNA, 998 nt
Organism: Limulus polyphemus (Atlantic horseshoe crab)
Lineage: Eukaryota; Metazoa; Arthropoda; Merostomata; Xiphosura; Limulidae
Gene: Cypl
Product: peptidyl-prolyl cis-trans isomerase-like 1
Exons: 4
Coding region: 30-533 (167 amino acids)
Biological process (GO): protein peptidyl-prolyl isomerization; protein folding
Cellular component (GO): catalytic step 2 spliceosome
Molecular function (GO): peptidyl-prolyl cis-trans isomerase activity
Source: RefSeq, a predicted model, not a curated record